GGGUCCGUUUCCAUGGACACCCUUUUCUUCUUCCGACGUCUCAACACCCAGUCACACGAUCACCGUAUCGGGUACCGUUCAAGGCUUCAUUCGCUGAGCGGCCCGGGCAUCGAGCCCGCCGGCCCUCGCCCAACCUAACCUACCAUUACCAUUACUCUCAUGUCGCACAGUCGCUCCUCCCCAUCACUUGCUCUUGACGAUGAGGAGCGGCUCCCCGCCUCCCCUCCACCAUCAACAACAGACAACGAGCGUCCAAGCGGCGAUUCUACUCGGAUUGCCCCCCGCCCCUCAUCUUCGUCGUCGGCCUCCAAAGGCGGUUUCGCCCAAUGGGCGACGUCUUCGUCUCAGGUUCAGCCCUCGGACGUUCCUCCUGCCAAGUCUAGAAUCAGGCCACAGCGGAGCCGAAAUGCCACAGGCACGACGACCGCCACUGCUAGCACCGAAGACUCUGUCGGUUCGAGCGAUGAGGACAGCGAUGAGCUCGACGACGACGAGUCCAGGCAUGAGCGUGGCAUGUCCACCUCCAGCGUCACAAUACCUCCUGAUCAACAAUUGUCGCGCAGUGAUCUUGUGUAUGUCCUCGAGGUUGUUCAGCAGCCACAACGCGCACGGGCCUGCGGAUUCGGAGAUAAAGAUCGACGGCCGUUAUCACCGCCACCCAUCAUCCAGCUGCGCAUCUUUGACAAAUUGGGCAACGCCAUCAAACCACACGCUAUUGAUGUGCAUCGAUUCAUCCUCAUGGUGGAUCUCUGGAACGGUGAUCGCACACAACAGCGCUCAAUCGUAAUGCAUCCUGGUGCACGACCGGACCAGUACGCCUUGUUCACACACACAGCGUCUCGCACAGCCUCCACCCACCGGUAUGACGCGCCACAUUCGACAUUCAAUCGCGCACCACACCGCUCCAUGACGGGACCCGCGCCUGGACCAUACGCUUGGCCAUCCUACGGCCGCCCGUCACUCUCGCCCUCGCCAUCAUAUCACUCGCAACCACUCCCUUCCUACCCGCCGACGCCAGGAUCCGGAUCCGUUCCCGGCUGGCCACCACCUGGACACCCCGAGCACCCAAUGGCUUCGCCUGCUUGGGUCGGCGCCUAUUCUCUUCCACCGGAGGAGUAUGAUCAUCAUCGGUCGCCUCCUCCGCCGCGCAGGCGGCCGAUGCCUGGCGAAAUGCGGCCGCCUCCCAUCCACGAUCCCUCUGCCUGGAGCCCAGAAUCGACGAUGGGAGGUCCAGAUUAUAGCAGCGAGCGGCAUGCUUCCAGCAGCUGGUCGUCGUAUCGGCCAGCAACCAGCUCAGCAGACAGCGGAUGGGGCCGAGAGCCAUCCUAUCGCGAACCACGUCCGCACACUUCUGGAUUUGGCGAGUGGGACAGAGGGAGCGUCGGGCCUCCGGGAGCACGGCCAUGGUCGUCGACGGCCAGCGACCCACACCGCCCUUGGUCGUCUCAUGGGUCACUGUACACUCACGCGCCUUCUCCCGUGACCCAGCAGUCGUCCCUUCCACUUACAGCGUCGCCGGUCUCCACCCCUUCCCAAUUGUAUCCCGAGACACCCUAUCCCGAGCGUUUGUCGACAACCUCUUACUAUUCGCGAGUCUUGGUCGGAUCAAUGGGUGCCGUCUGCCAGCGCCUCAAGGAUCUCAACGGCGAUCCUGGACUAUUUUUCUUUGCACACGAUCUUGGUAUUCGCACGGAAGGCACUUUCUCACUUCGCUUCACUCUGGUUGACCUUACCUCCAGCCUCGCUGGUCCCGAGGUUCACAAGGAUGACUCGACCGAAAUUUUGGCGAGAAUAUUCAGCGACGCGUUCACUGUCUACUCAGCCAAGCGAUUCCCUGGUGUCCUGCCAACCACGGAAUUGACACAAUGUUUUGCUGACCAGAGUGUUCGCCUGCCCACUCGCCAAAAACGGGCGAUUGCAGGCAUAGGAUCCUCAUCCAAGCGCAAGAAGUAAAAUACGCCCUCCUUCCUCUGUCUAUUUUCCACGCUCGAGCUCGCCACAUACAUGUGUCAUUGGCGACUCGCCACCAAUUGCAUCAAUCACAUAUGGCUCAACGCCAUUCUCCACUGUACCACUGCACCUGCCGCGGCCUCCCGGACUCGCGGCUCCACCCUCAUGCAUACAUGCUCAUCCACCCGAACAGUGCUAUCC
Molecule: messenger RNA, 2151 nt
Organism: Cutaneotrichosporon oleaginosum
Lineage: Eukaryota; Fungi; Basidiomycota; Tremellomycetes; Trichosporonales; Trichosporonaceae
Source: RefSeq, a predicted model, not a curated record